CCCCCUUCAGGAUUCGAAUUCUGGUUUUCUUGGUGAGGCAUUUCUGAAUACAAUCGCCGUAAAAGAUUGAGCUAUAAAAAUGUCCAACCCAAAGGUUUUCUUCGACAUACUGAUCGGAAAGAUGAAAGCCGGUCGGGUUGUGAUGGAACUUUUUGCCGAUGUUACCCCUAAAACCGCCGAAAACUUCCGUGCCCUUUGCACUGGUGAAAAAGGACUCGGAGCUUCCGGGAAGCCAUUACACUACAAAGGGUCAGCAUUCCAUCGGAUCAUCCCAAACUUCAUGUGUCAAGGAGGAGACUUCACUCGGGGUAAUGGGACUGGUGGUGAAUCCAUUUAUGGUGCAAAAUUUGCCGAUGAGAACUUUAAGAUCAAGCACACGGGCCCCGGGAUUCUUUCCAUGGCCAACGCUGGACCGAAUACUAAUGGGUCUCAGUUUUUUAUAUGCACCGAUAAGACAUCGUGGCUCGAUGGGAAGCAUGUGGUUUUCGGGAAGGUUGUUGAUGGCUAUAAAGUAGUGAAAGAGAUGGAGAAGGUCGGGUCUGAUAGCGGUUCGACUUCAUCAACAGUUGUUAUUGAAGACUGCGGUGAGAUCAAGGAGAACUGAGGUAAUGGUUAAAUGUAUCUUUAACGUAUAUUUCGUUUUAUAUGAACCGUUGCUACCGGAUCGAAUUUUUAAAGCCUUUUGUAGCUUGAAUAACCUGCUUGUGUUUUUUAAGAAUUGAUCUUUUGGUCAUC
Cynara cardunculus var. scolymus (artichoke) is the source of this 735-nucleotide messenger RNA. RefSeq names its product peptidyl-prolyl cis-trans isomerase CYP19-3. Gene Ontology annotation, biological process: protein folding; protein peptidyl-prolyl isomerization. Gene Ontology annotation, molecular function: peptidyl-prolyl cis-trans isomerase activity. The record is from RefSeq and is a predicted model, not a curated record. NCBI's taxonomy places the organism in Eukaryota, Viridiplantae, Streptophyta, Magnoliopsida, Asterales, Asteraceae. The coding region runs from base 80 to 604 and encodes 174 amino acids. The transcript is spliced from 2 exons.